GGCUCUACGAUUCUCUGCCUCCCCUCGCGCGCCCACAACGACCUAAGCACCUCUGCUCGAUACUCAAUCAUCAAUUUUAUUUCGCUCUUCUCCUUUAUCUGCCUGUCAGCUUCAACUCGCGUCUUCCUCGUCUCCUGAUUCUGCGGAGUUGCUGGAGCUUUCGGCCGCCAGCUUUUCACUCCGCCUGCGACAGCUUCGGCCCCGAAAGCUGCAUUCCCACGAAGCCUCCCCCUCAAGGGUAACUAGCUGAAGCACCUCUUAUCCUCCCUUGCUAUCGAGUCCGCAACUCGCGUCAUCUUGAUCCUAAUACCAACAUGCCCGACGUUAAGAGAAACGUUAAGCUCAUAACAGAGCAGCAGGUCAUAAACAAGGAUUCCGGCGUUGAAGGUUUUCCACUCCGAGCAUGGUCAAUUGAGGUGUACCUCAUCAACGACCAGGGUGAGCAGGUGGCAGCCAAUGUUUUCGACAAGGUGACCUACAAUUUACAUCCCAGUUUCGGGAACAGAGCAAACCAAGUUGUCAAGAACCCCCCUUUCAGGAUCCAAGAAGAAGGAUGGGGUGAGUUUGAUAUGCAAAUCAGCCUCACUGCCGCGGACAAAGACCAUGUCAUCGCGCACGACCUUAACUUUGCGCAAACGCGCUACGAGUCCAAGCACGUCAUUACAUUUAAGAACCCCAAGCCAGCCCUGUUAGGGGUGCUUCGCGAAUCUGGACCUGUCCCUGGCGAUGAGAAUGGGUUGAAGUCGAAGCGUUCUGCAGGAGGAGAGGAAGGAUCCAAGAAGAAAAAGCGAACAGACAAGAGCGUUGAUAUGGACAAGCUGGCCGAUGGCCUUCAGCGACUCGGCGAAGAUGAUCUCCUCCAGGUGGUACAAAUGGUUCACGAUAACAAGGCCCCCGACUCCUACACCAAGAAUGACGUUGAGCAGGGAGAGUUCCACGUCGAUUUGUAUACCCUCCCAGACUCUCUAAUCAAGAUGCUAUGGGAGUUCACACAGGAAAAAGGAGCUCUGUGAUUAUCGAUUCAGCAGUUUUUGCCUCUUUUCCAUUGUUCCCAUUUCCAAAUCCUCUCAUGUUGGCGUGACCGUACCCUACCUCAUUUAACCCUUUUUUUGUAUCCUUUCUGCGUUUGAAGGCUUCCAGAAGUCCAAUUUUCCAAUUUACAGCAUUAACUACAUAUGUUGGUCCCAGUUUUCUCUGGAUCUAAACUGAAUCCUUUAGCGGGAAGGAAAGGCACUGGAGCCUCUGUUGGUUAUGGAUGAUGGUCCACGAAAAGACAGAUACAUUCCAACUCUUUCAACUAGGGCCUAGGUUAUUUCAUUUUUUUCCGUUUUUUUACUGCCUGUCGUUCUUCUUUCUCGGAUUCCAUUUAUUAUCCUCUUAACUACACGCAAAAAUACAAGUUUCAGGGAAGAGGCGCUUUGCUUGAUAACGACCAGAAUUUAGUUUAGUGAACGUUUUCUUAUGAAGAAUAAAAUGAGGAAAUAAAUCGAAUUGAAUUGAAUCCUAG
Aspergillus versicolor CBS 583.65 is the source of this 1507-nucleotide messenger RNA. Its product is annotated as putative transcription initiation factor subunit (TAF30). Gene Ontology annotation, molecular function: histone binding. Gene Ontology annotation, cellular component: NuA4 histone acetyltransferase complex; Swr1 complex. The record is from RefSeq and is a predicted model, not a curated record. Gene Ontology annotation, biological process: regulation of transcription by RNA polymerase II; chromatin remodeling. Lineage: Eukaryota; Fungi; Ascomycota; Eurotiomycetes; Eurotiales; Aspergillaceae. The transcript is spliced from 7 exons. The coding region runs from base 315 to 1013 and encodes 232 amino acids.